GGAAGUUGGCGGAUACGCGACGAUCCUGGGAUUCCAUCGAGAGCAAGGGCAAGUUCCGGAAUGUUCUCGUCAAGGGAUCGAUUAACUUUAAGAGCACGCUGAACGGAGUUCUCGUGGAACAUUUUCUCAAUAACAUCGUGACGAUGGCGGAUAAUCAGAUGAUCAAGGGGGAGGUGACGUUUAAGGAAGGGUUCGAGGUCGAGGAAAUGUUCGUGGGUGAGGUGAACCGUCUGGACGUCAAGGCGUUGUAUGCGAGGGCGAUGAGGAAGUCACGCGAUGAGAGUGUGAAGGCGGAGUUGGUGGUGAAGCAUCCGGUCGUGGUGGUGAGGAUGGAGGUGGGGGGGGAUGUCCUGCAUCCGGUGGUGGUUAAUGGGAUGGCGCUUCACGAGAUCAAGGACAGGGUGGUCAGGGCGAGGGAUGUCAAGUACAGCGUCUAUGGGAGGAAGAGGUUCCAAGGGGGGCUCAGGUGCAAGAGGCUUCAUCUCAAAGGUGGGAUGUUCCUG
Darwinula stevensoni is the source of this 503-nucleotide messenger RNA. Lineage: Eukaryota; Metazoa; Arthropoda; Ostracoda; Podocopida; Darwinulidae. The record is from the annotation of a GenBank genome assembly.